AUAUACACGGAUUAAUUUAGGUGUACCCAUUCCUCAUCAGAACAUGCCCAGAGCAAUACUGCAAACCCGUUAAAUUAUAAUGCCGAGCCUUCACAAAUUCAAGCUGCUGGCUACUGAGUGUGUGGUAGCCAGAAAUCCAACGAUGAGCCCAGUUAUGCACCUUCGCAGGAGAAAAACGCUGCGGAUGCUUCUCAGCCACGGUGCGGGUGGUGGGAGGAGGCUGCCGGUCCAACAUGAAGAUUGGUCUUUGGAUCAACGGGUGAAAAGGAACGACAGGUUAUCGACGGAAAAGAGUAAGAAGAAUUUUUUCAGCCAUAAGCUUAAGGACCUAUUUGCGUCCUCUCCGCCGGCAUUUGAUGAGAGGGUUUCGGACAAUGUGAAAGAAGAAGAAAUUUUACCGCCAUGUGGUGGUGGUGCGAGGAGGAGAGACGGUGCUCGGUCCCGAAGGCCGGUAUCGGCUCUGUUUCGGCGUCGAUUGCUUAGGAGGGCUUGGCGACCUGUGCUCGUGACUAUACCUGAGUAAUAUUGUCAA
Molecule: messenger RNA, 532 nt
Organism: Olea europaea var. sylvestris
Lineage: Eukaryota; Viridiplantae; Streptophyta; Magnoliopsida; Lamiales; Oleaceae
Exons: 1
Coding region: 80-523 (147 amino acids)
Source: RefSeq, a predicted model, not a curated record